AUGUUAACUGAUGUAGCUCUUAUGUCAUUUUUAGUCUCCUCAUCAGAAAAAAAGGAGUCUAUGGAGUAUUCUAGGUCUUUUAUUAUUGCUGGAAUUGGUAUAUUAUUUCCUACGGUUGCACAAGAGCAAGUACCCAUUCGUCCAACUAGUUUCCCCACAGACGAGUUAACUUUGAGAAGAAAAAACGCAGUACUUAGCAGACAAAAUAGCCGACAAUCCGUCAAGAGUCUAAUCGAAACUAUUGAGAGCCAAGGAAAACCUGUUUCAAAAAAUUCUCUUGGUAGUGUCAGUCGUAGCAGUUCAGCGUCCUCAAUAAAUUCUUUAGCCUCAGACAUAAGAAACCCUUCAAGCCCAUCAAUAUUGCCUACACCAUCGCCUGGUAGCCCUUUGAAGACGCCAUCUGAUUGGUCUGAAAUUUCCAAUAAUGCUUUGCCUCAAAUUAAGACUCCAUUAAAGGAACAUCAGCCUAAUAAGAUUGGUGGUUGGGGAAAAAACGGAAUUAAUGAUGCCCUUUCGAAGCCAGACUUAGUUAAAACCAAAUCAGAGGACACUACCUAUAGGGACCAAAUUUUGCAAAAGGGAAUCGAUUUUUCGCGCAGGAACAGCUAUUCAGAUUUGAGUGAACGUAAAGAUCCUCUCAACAGCCUAGUGAAAAAUGGUGGCUCGAAACGCAACGCCUUACUAAAAUGGUGUCAGAAUAAAACUGUAGGAUAUCGUAAUAUCGAUAUAACCAAUUUUAGUAGUAGUUGGAACGAUGGUUUGGCUUUAUGUGCUCUGUUGCACACUUACCUUCCCGAUAGAAUCCCUUAUGAUUCUUUAACUCAGCAUGAGAAAAGAAGGAAUUUUUCUUUGGCUUUUUCUGCUGCUGAAAGUGUUGGGAUUCCAACAUCUUUGAAUAUCAACGACAUGAUCCAGCUGGAACGACCUGAUUGGCAGCAAGUGAUGUCCUACGUUACAGCUAUUUAUAAGCAUUUUGAAGUUUAA
Molecule: messenger RNA, 984 nt
Organism: Ceutorhynchus assimilis (cabbage seed weevil)
Lineage: Eukaryota; Metazoa; Arthropoda; Insecta; Coleoptera; Curculionidae
Source: the annotation of a GenBank genome assembly